Molecule: messenger RNA, 930 nt
Organism: Mitosporidium daphniae
Lineage: Eukaryota; Fungi; Microsporidia
Product: cytosolic Fe-S cluster assembly factor Nbp35
Exons: 4
Coding region: 1-930 (309 amino acids)
Biological process (GO): iron-sulfur cluster assembly
Cellular component (GO): cytosol
Molecular function (GO): ATP binding; iron-sulfur cluster binding; ATP-dependent FeS chaperone activity
Source: RefSeq, a predicted model, not a curated record
AUGUCCUCCCUCCCACAUAAGGCACCUGGAACUACCAGCACCGAGGCUGGAAAGGCAGAAUCGUGCCAAGGAUGUCCAAACCAGACAAUUUGCGCAUCUACUACAGGAGGGGCAGAGCAGGAUCAAGGUCUGUUUUCGCAUUCAAACGGUGUAGAUUUACCUUUGAUUCUGGAAAACUUGGCUCACGUCAAGAAUAUCAUUUUGGUCCUUUCUGGGAAAGGCGGUAAUCUAAGUACCAAGCAAGUGGAUGUCACUAACUAUAAGGUCGGCCUUCUUGAUUUGGACAUUUGUGGCCCCUCUAUCCCAAUAAUGACAGGAACUCUAGGCGAAACUCUCCACGUAAGUGGGAUGGGGCUGGAGCCGAUAAGUGUUUUGGACACGCUUUCUGUAAUAUCUAUCUCCUAUAUGCUUCCGUCUGAUGAGUUGGCUGUUGUUUGGAGAGGUCCAAAGAAAAAUGGGCUUAUUAAGCAAUUCCUGAAGGACGUCAAUUGGGCAAAUUCUGAAGAAGAGGCACUUGAUUACCUAAUAAUUGAUACGCCUCCAGGAACUUCGGACGAGCACAUUUCGAUAGCAAAACUUUUGAAGCAGGAAAAUACCUCAUACACCCUUAGCUCUAUAAUUAUUUCUACGCCUCAGGUUUCGAUUCCCAUUUUGGGACUUGUUGAAAACAUGUCUUCUUUUUGCUGUCCGUCUUGUAAAAGGCAAUCAGGGUUAUUUGAGCAACUUGAGGGAUCUGGCUGCCGGAUAUUAUGCAAAAAAAUGGGGCUGCGAUUUUUAGGCUCCAUUCCUAUUGAACCGCUAAUUGGAAAAAUCUGCGACGAGGGCAAAGUCGAAAUGCUUAAAGAGGAUCCCGCUAUCUAUUCAAUAUUUCAAGACAUCAUCAACGCCACAUUAGAGUCGCUUUCUGAAGUAAAUAAAUUAAUGAAUUAA